CUGCGAAUGAUGCUCAUAGCCGGUUCGGACUCUGUUCAGCUUAUUGGCAGACUAUUCGACGACGCAAAACAGAAAUUGAUAGGGUUCAUCAUGCCAUACGAGCAGGCUCUUGCGCCAGGAGUUAAUAUCGGGGGUGAACCCGGUGAAAGGGCGAAGUUUUCGAAUGAGGAGAAGAGAGAGAUCAUAGAUAAACUCUGUCGCCUUAUCAAAAGGCUCCAGGCCAGGCAAAUUAUCCACGGCGACGUCAAACCAUCUAAUCUCCUUCUUUGCUCUGAUGGACAAGUCCGACUUUGUGAUUGGGCUCUGGGAUCUGUAAAUGGGGAUAACUUUAUUGCUUACGCCGUGUCUGACCAUUACGCUUCUUCUCGACGAUGUUGCCUUCCGCAAGAACCUCUUGCUCUGGAGGAAGAUCUAUACGCCACGGGUGUCUCAAUCUGGGAAAUAUGGAUGGAGAAGGUACCGUUCGAGGAAGUGGAGGAGGAUAUAGUAGAUGAACUGGUCAUGGGAGGGAUCAGACCAGAUGUACAAGCGGUGGAUGACCCCGAAAUCGCGGCCCUCAUUGAAUCGUUUCUUGAUGCAGGUCCU
This is a messenger RNA of Lentinula edodes (shiitake mushroom), 585 nucleotides long. Its product is annotated as kinase-like domain-containing protein. The transcript has a single exon. Gene Ontology annotation, molecular function: ATP binding; protein kinase activity. Gene Ontology annotation, biological process: protein phosphorylation. The annotation marks the transcript as partial. The record is from RefSeq and is a predicted model, not a curated record. NCBI's taxonomy places the organism in Eukaryota, Fungi, Basidiomycota, Agaricomycetes, Agaricales, Omphalotaceae.